Molecule: messenger RNA, 294 nt
Organism: Dictyostelium discoideum AX4
Lineage: Eukaryota; Evosea; Eumycetozoa; Dictyosteliales; Dictyosteliaceae
Exons: 1
Coding region: 1-294 (97 amino acids)
Cellular component (GO): membrane
Source: RefSeq, a predicted model, not a curated record
AUGGGACAUGCUUUAGGAACCAUCUUACUUUUAAUUCUAGCUUUCAUUUUCUCUCCUCUUUCCGUUUUUUUUGUUAGGGGCUGUGGAAAGUCAUUAGUAAUAAACUGUUUAUUGUUUAUAAUCGGAGUGAUCCCAGGCAUAAUUCACGCAAUAUGGUUCGUUUCUUUUCUUUUCCCUACUCUUAUUACUCUUUCUUUUCUUUUCUUUUCUUUUCUUUUCUUUUCUUUUCUUUUCUUUUCUUUUUCUUUUAUCGAAAAUGGUCAACAACCAAUUAUAUUUAAUUUUUUUUUUUAA